CAGUUUUCCCCACUCAUAGCCUCCACACAGACGAGAAACCAGAACGAACCAAAUCAGGAUUGAAGAGCUCUCCUUCUUCUUCUUCUUCUUCUUCUUAUUCCUUCGUCAAUGCCUGAUCGUUAGCUCUUUUUAAACCUAAAAACAAAAACAAUCCUAAUUCGCUUAUCUUUCAAUUCCAAUCUAUCUAUGGCCAGCAAGAACCAAACAAAUAAUAAUCAGGCUCUUCUUCUAGGUCGAUACGAGAUCGGUAAACUUCUUGGCCAUGGAACCUUUGCCAAGGUCUAUCAUGCCCGUAAUGUCAAGAAUAACGAUAGCGUUGCUAUCAAAGUUAUUGAUAAGGAGAAGAUUCUUAAGGGUGGUCUUAUUGCUCACAUCAAGCGCGAAAUCUCCAUUCUUCGUCGCGUACGCCAUCCUAAUAUAGUUCAGCUUUUUGAGGUCAUGGCCACCAAGGCUAAGAUCUAUUUCGUCAUGGAAUAUGUUCGCGGCGGUGAAUUGUUUAAUAAGGUUGCUAAGGGAAGGUUAAAAGAAGAAGUAGCAAGGAAAUAUUUCCAGCAAUUGAUAUCCGCAGUGUCAUUCUGUCAUGCAAGAGGCGUUUUUCAUCGAGAUCUAAAGCCGGAAAAUCUCUUGCUUGAUGAAAACGGUAAUUUGAAAGUCUCCGAUUUUGGUCUUAGUGCGGUUUCCGAUCAGAUUAGACAAGACGGCUUGUUUCAUACUUUUUGUGGGACGCCGGCGUAUGUUGCGCCGGAAGUUCUUGCAAGAAAAGGGUACGAUGCAGCCAAGGUUGAUAUCUGGUCUUGUGGGGUGGUUUUAUUUGUUUUAAUGGCGGGUUACUUGCCAUUCCAUGACCAGAAUAUCAUGAUAAUGUAUAAGAAGAUCUAUAAGGGUGAGUUUCGUUGUCCUAAAUGGUUCUCUCCGGAGCUCACCAGAUUUCUUUCAAAGCUUCUUGAUACAAAUCCUGAAAGCCGGAUCACGAUCCCUGAAAUAAUGGAGAAUAGGUGGUUCAAAAAGGGGUUUAAGCAUAUCAAAUUUUACAUUGAGGAUGAUAAAGUUUUUAGCUUCGAGGAUGAGGGACAAAAUGAUGAUGCAGCAAGCUCAUGCUCUGACCAGUCACUUUCUGAAUCAGAAUCAGAAUUUGAAACUCGAAGGAAGGUUACUUCAUUGCCUCGACCUGCAAGUUUGAAUGCUUUUGAUAUUAUAUCGUUUUCUCCUGGUUUUGAUUUAUCUGGGUUAUUUGAGGAGGGUGGAGAGGGAGCAAGAUUUGUUUCAGGGGCUCCUGUAUCAAAGAUAGUAUCAAAAUUGGAGGAAAUUGCUAAAGUUGUGAGCUUUACAGUUAGGAAAAAGGAUUAUAGAGUUAGUUUGGAGGGGACUAGGGAAAGUGCCAAAGGUCCAUUAACUAUUGCAGCUGAAAUUUUUGAGUUAACACCAAAAUUGGUUAUGGUGGAGGUAAAGAAGAAAGGAGGCGAUAAAGGGGAGUAUGAAGAUUUCUGUAACAAGGAAUUGAAACCUGGUUUACAGAAGUUGACGCAGGAGGAAUCUGAAGCUUCUGCCACUGCUUCUUCACAAUUAUCAUUGGAUACUUCACAAUUACCUAUUGAACCUCUACCUGUUGAUUCUCCACAUUUACCUUCAGACACUGAAUAGAGAGGGACAGAGGGAGAAAAGAAAAGGUUCAUCAGUGAAACAAAUGUUGAACUGGAAUUUGGAUCGAUCGGUUAUAACUACUACCUGGAACCUUGUGUUGGUUUGAGUUUGUUUGUUCUUUUUCACCUUCUAUAAUUUUUGGGGCUUGGAUACAUCAAGGCAUAUGGAUUUCAGUGGGUCAGCAACAUGAAAUAGUAAUAAAUCUUGCAAUUGAAUAAAUGAACGGAACUUCAAAAUUUGGCAAAAUGGUGUGGAUAGGGUGUGUCAGAACCUGUUGGCCCAACUAGUGUAUCGGACCAGGUUGGUUUCGGGGAUCACAGGCUGGACUCUAUUAUGUGUUCCUCUUCUAAAGACAUUAAGAUAAGGGUUUUCUUUCCGUUUCUAAUUUGGGUUAUUCAUUGGCCAGUGAAGAACUUUCCUGUUGAAUGAUUUGAACAAAAGGAGGAGAAAGAAUCCAAAUAAAGUUAUUUGGAGUCCUACUCUAAGGGAGUUAAAAACUGUUGGUGCAUAUGCGCUAACUUCUUGUUUUAAUGAGUUUAUGGUAUGCCUUGACUUACAGGUAAGGUUGAGGAGGUUGGCUUUUGAAUACUCAAAUGAUAUUAAUUUUGAGCAUGGCAAGUUUGCUUUUCAUCUGUCAUCUUAUCUUUCUUUUCCUUCUAAAACUGCUUGAGUGGCUUUUUAUGCAACCAUAGAUAUGUUUGUUGAA
Messenger RNA from Jatropha curcas, 2347 nucleotides. RefSeq names its product CBL-interacting serine/threonine-protein kinase 12. Lineage: Eukaryota; Viridiplantae; Streptophyta; Magnoliopsida; Malpighiales; Euphorbiaceae. Gene Ontology annotation, molecular function: protein serine/threonine kinase activity; ATP binding. The record is from RefSeq and is a predicted model, not a curated record. Gene Ontology annotation, biological process: signal transduction; protein phosphorylation.